UUGGGCUCCCUGCUGAACUGUGACCUGGGAGAGGAUGAAGAGGAGGCAGCCUGGAUACUUCAUGAGCUCUGCAGGUCAAGGCCCCAGAGUGGAGGCAAAGUGAAGAAUGUGGUGGGCUACCCAUCAACUCCCGUGCAGAAGGGGGACUGUCUGUUUGUCUCUACCUUCCUUAACAUCUACCCAAGGCACAACACCACUUGGGAGGUGCUGGAGUUGGUAAUGAAAAGGUAUGGACCCUUCCAACCUGACAGUGAUGAGGACGAACUUGAAAAGAUCGCCAUAAUGUACUUUCUAGGACUGUGGAUUGAGGGCUGGCCGGAGGAUUUUUAUCAGAAUCUGGACCUGGCCAGACUGAACCAGCUGAUGGACUAUAUAAAUCUCAACAUGCCUUCCUCAUUCCUGGUCAUUUAUGUCCGUGAGCUCCUGUCAAAAAUGGAGGAACAGAAGUCUAAGGAGGUGAUACCCCAAAAUGAGAAGGCCUGUGAUCCGGAACCUUCCGGGGCGGCAGCUCAUGAAUUCCUAGCACAGUUUGCAACAGGGAUGCCAGAGACCCCGGAUCCCAGGCCAGCUUCUGCAGCAGAGCGCAGCCGGAGCUGGCACAGCAAGAGGUUGCCGCAGAGCCUCUGCUCCUGGAACACAGUGUAUCAGUAGCUGAGCCAACACAUCUCCUGACGCUGCCCUAGAGGAGGAUCAGCCCAUAGCAGCCGACACAGAGCCACCUCCAGAUGGGGCUGAGGAUGCCCCAACUCCUGAGCAGGUGUUUCUACCUCCUGCCAUCAAAUUGGAAGAAACAGGCCACGUUUCUCCUCCACCUGAGGAGGUUAAUUUACUGUCAGAAAAUUUUAGCAUCACCGACUGCAUUCCACCCAACACCACCUGCAGAGCAG
Molecule: messenger RNA, 887 nt
Organism: Nannospalax galili (Upper Galilee mountains blind mole rat)
Lineage: Eukaryota; Metazoa; Chordata; Mammalia; Rodentia; Spalacidae
Product: ral guanine nucleotide dissociation stimulator-like
Exons: 2
Source: RefSeq, a predicted model, not a curated record